AGUUAAAAGGCCACCACCACCACCUGUGACCUCCAUCCCAUCGUCUUUGCAAUGGAGCCCACUCUCAAUGCAUAUCUCAACCGCCAUCUCUCUGAACGUCUCUUUGCCGUUACCAUCGAGGACGAUGCUGUCAUCUCUCCCACAGCCGACUUCUCCUCGAACGACUACAUGUCUUUGACCAAAGAUCCCGCUCUUCGCCAAAUUUUCCUCGAAAGGCUGUCUCUUGAGCCUAACAUUCUCGGGGCCACUGGCUCCCGCCUCCUUGAUGGCAAUACCCCAACACACCUUGCCCUUGAAGCCCUGCUCAAGCACUUUUACACAGGCCCAGGCGCCGCAGCUGUCUUCAACUCGGGAUACGAUGCCAAUUUAUCUGUUUUCAGCACUCUCCCACAGAAGGGGGAUGCUUUCGUCUUCGAUGAGCUCAUCCACGCCUCAAUUCGUGACGGGAUGUUCGCUUCCCGAGCUCGAAACAUGAUGUUUCCCUUUUCACAUAAUUCCAUUACAUCGCUCGAGGUGACUCUCAGACAAGUGGUGAAGGACCAUCCCCACCUCGCUGAUGGGAACGGUACGAUCUUUAUUGCGGUUGAGAGCCUCUACAGUAUGGACGGCGACUUUGCGCCGUUGAGCGACAUUGUACGGGUCAUGCACGAGACAGUCCCGCCUCAGUCUCAGCACCUCAUUAUCGAUGAGGCGCACACGACAGGGAAUUAUGGCGCGGGUGGACGAGGGUAUGUGAGUGCUCUUGGCCUAGAAGACUAUGUCCAUACGCGGAUACACACAUUCAGUAAAGCGCUGGCUUUCGGCGGCGCCGUAGUCGUCACUUCGCCAUUGAAUCACAAGUACCUUAUGAAUUUUGCACGCCCAAUGCUGUUCGCCACCGCUCUACCCAUCUGCAAUAUCAUAGGCAUCGAUUGCAUUCAUUCCUGGAUUUCUAGUGAGCGUGGUCGCGAGCUUGCCGACAAAUUGAACGGGAACGCGAUUUAUUUUCUGGGCCUCCUCGUUCGCUCCCUCCACGGGAUCCCCACUUCGCUCCUCUGCCCCAUCCUCACCGGUCAUACUUUCCGUGCCCCUUUGCCCACCUUAUCGACAAACUCUUCUACUUCUACUUCAGACCUCACAUCCUCAACACUCUACGUUUCUCCUGUUUUCCCCAUCAAAUCUUCUCAGCCCGUCGCCCUCGCCGCACACCUCCGCGCAAAGGGUUACUGGACCCGAGCAAUGCCGUUCCCAGUUGUUGAUCGAGGCCAGGAACGCGUGCGCAUCUGCGUGCAUGCGGAGCACACCCACGACGACAUGGACCAGUUCGUUGGUGAGCUCGUGCGUUGGGCACGUGGGCGGAUGGCUGCUGCAGUAGAGGUUCCAAUGGACAGGCAGAUGGCUGCUAGACUUUGAUUGGGAAUGCGGCAGGCCAAUCCCCUGCUACUGUUUGUUCCUUUGGAUCUAAUAAUUUCUACUAGCAAAUUUCUGAUAAGUGAUCUUCGACAUCGUAUUUCAGUAUUCAGUUUACAAAGUCAGACUUUUCCAUAUU
Molecule: messenger RNA, 1528 nt
Organism: Heterobasidion irregulare TC 32-1
Lineage: Eukaryota; Fungi; Basidiomycota; Agaricomycetes; Russulales; Bondarzewiaceae
Exons: 3
Coding region: 52-1392 (446 amino acids)
Biological process (GO): biosynthetic process
Molecular function (GO): pyridoxal phosphate binding
Source: RefSeq, a predicted model, not a curated record